GAGCGUGUCAGUUAGGAGUUCGUUAUUUUAAAAAAACGAAAUAAAAUGGAAGCUUAUUAUAGUAGCGAUGAUGAAGUGUCGUGGGGUCCUUUGACAAUAAGAGAAAUUAAAUCUCAUCUCAAUAGACCGGUACUUCGUAAACCAGAUAGAAGACAUACUUUACAUAGUGAACAAACAAUUGAAUAUAACAAAAUGUCAAACGCACUAUCAGAAGAUUCAAUUUUGGAAAUAUCAGCUUACUUAACUGCUUCAGAAGCUGCCAGUGUAAAACAAGAUACGGAUUAUUAUUCAACAGAGGAAAAUUCCAUUAAAGUACCUCCUAAUAAAUCCACACAGAUAAAUCGUGACAAAUCUUCAUUGGGUUUCAAUGAAAAAGACACGUCUUGUUUCGAUUUUGUGCAUAAUGCAAUGGCCAAACCGAGUGACGUCUUUAUUAAAAACGAGUAUGUAACACUUAUUGAAAGUCCUAAUAAUAGUUUAAACCAAACAAAUUCGGAUAUCAUAGAAAUUUCAAGUGAUGAUGAAACCGAACUGAAGAAAAAAGCAAACUUGAGUUGUGUUUUGGAGAUAAGUGAUAUUAGUGAUGAAAAUACGAGUUACACCGAAAAAGAUUGCAGCAGACAGGAGGAAUUAUGUGAAAUAGAAUCAUAUUGUAAAUAUAGUGAUGAUUCAUUGUUAGAUCAUAGUGAGGUUGAUAUUUCGAGCAUAAAACUUACAACUUGUAAUUCCAAUGAAAAUAUUGACGAAUAUGUUUGUGAAAUUGAUGCUACAAAUGAAUCUAAGUGUCCAUCAUCUUCGGCUGUAACAAUACCUGAAAUUGAUCUACAGCAAUUCAACGAUUCGAGUGUUUAUUCGUUUAAUGAUACAUUGGAACGAAUAAAUGCCAUUUUAAAUCAAGAUAAAGAGCAGUCUUUAACAGAAAGUUCAAAUGUAGAGACUACAAACUCUGAGGUGAACAAAGAAGAAGUAAAAACAUCGCCAAUUUGUAAAAAAAGCCCUAAAAGAAGUGAAGAUUACUCUCAGUCGUGUAAUUUGAUAUCCGGUUCAUUUAUACAGAAACCAUUAUCAGAUUUACCAUCAAAAAAGUCUUCCACUAAUUACCAAACUCCUAAAAAUCAUUUUGUUGUCAAAAGUCACAUUCCAUUACCUAAAAGGUCACCAGAUUCCUUCAAAGUACCGACUUUACCAUUGAAAUCCAAACCAAAUCUAAAAGAUAUAGUUAGUCCGGUGAGGAUGUAUAUUAAAUACAGUCCGAAACCUGUUUUAAAACGAAACGUGGAUCCAAUUGCGACAAAACUCUAUCAAAAACCAAAAAACUCAAGCAAGGAAAACGGCAGUGACAUUCCUUCAAACGUAAUUUACAAACCGUCCAAAAAACCAGUUUUAGGAUCUGAAAAGGCAAUUUCUCUACCGAAAUCUUUGAAUAAGUUGGUGAUUAAAUCUACAGUUACAAAACACGAAAGGAACCCUGUUUCUGUGAAAACAGACGUCAGCUUGAAUUCUGAGUGCGAGUUGACUAAAAAUAGUUUGAACGAAAGCCAGUUUAGUGAUCAGAAUAUGUCCGUAUUGCAUAAAAAACCUGCGUACGGGAAGUAAUGAUGCAGCUAUUGAGCCAAUUAAUAAUGAUUCAAAAAAUAUGAUUCUGAUAUGUUUUUAAUAUUUUAUUUCUUUUUUAUAAUAUACUUAUUUUUUUAUUAUUAUGAUUUUUUAAAGGAAGCAAAUAAACCAAUUCAAAAGUG
This is a messenger RNA of Diorhabda carinulata, 1739 nucleotides long. RefSeq lists its product as uncharacterized. The transcript has a single exon. Bases 46 to 1596 code for a protein of 516 amino acids. The record is from RefSeq and is a predicted model, not a curated record. NCBI's taxonomy places the organism in Eukaryota, Metazoa, Arthropoda, Insecta, Coleoptera, Chrysomelidae.